AUGCACGCAAUGUCGUUCGUGUUCAUAGGAAUCAAAAUACCACACAGAUGUUUCGUAGAUGAAUUUGACGGUAAUGGUACAGUCAGCUAUGACCAUCAAGCAGUAUGGAACAGUAGUAUCCCCUUCGACAGCAACGGGGAGAUCAGUCAAUGCAAAAGGUUUUCCCCCGGAAGUAAUAAAUCUGAGAUUGAAUCAUGUAAUAAGUGGGUCUUCGACACAUCGAAGUAUAGUUCCUCAGUUAGGAUAGAUUAUUCUUUGGUGUGUGACCGGUCCAUCCUCGCAGCAGUUGCCCAGUCAGUGUAUAUGGCGGGUAUGUUGAUAGGCGCAGUUCUGCUUGGAGAGCUAUCAGACAAGUUUGGGAGGAGAAAACUAUUAUUAAUUUCAAUCGUCCUACAAUUGAUAAGUGGAAUAGGGCUGGCAUUUGCGCCAGAAUACUUCUCUUUUAUAUUCUUUCGUUUCCUUCUUGGAAAUGCACACUCUGGAGUCUUCUUACCAGGAUUCACUUUAGGAAUGGAGUUUGUUGGUCCAAAAGGACAGGUUGGAGCAGGUAUCAGCCCUCACAUGUACUUUGGAAUGGGGUUCUGUGUGAUAUCGCUACUAGCAUAUUUUAUAAAAAGCUGGAAGUGGCUCCAAUUGGCUAUCACCUUACCAGCUCUGUUAUUUGCUAGCUACUAUUGGUUGAUCCCUGAAUCCGCUAGAUGGCUCUUGAGAAAAAAUAGGAAAGAAGAAGCCAAAGUUGUACUGAGAAACGCCGCAAAGAUCAACAGAGUCACUAUACCUGAUAUUAUUCUAGAAACAACUGAAAAGGAAGUGGAAGGACCAAAAGAGAAUUUUAUACACAUAUUUAGAUAUAAAUUCAUGCGACGCAACGCACUAAUUGUAUUUUAUGAUUGGUUUGUUGUUAGUUUGGUAUUCUAUGGGUUGUCAUUUGGGUCUGCAAGUCUUCCAGGAGGACUAUACUUCAAUGUCGCUCUUUCUGGUUUGGUCGAACUACCUGGCGCCAUCUAUUGUUGGGUGUUUAUGGACAGAUUAGGCAGACGAUUUACGUUGUCAUGUGCUAUGUUGAUAACCGGAUGUUGUUGCAUAGGAACGAUAUUCAUAGGAUCAAAUACAGAAUAUUGGUGGAUAUCCGCAAUUCUGUCCAACAUAGGAAAAGCGUUCGUGUCAGCUGGAUUCAUUUUGGUGUAUCAGUAUUCCGCGGAGUUAUUCCCGACGCUGGUGAGAAAUUCGGCGGUUGGCUUCAGCUCUAUGUGCGCAAGGAUUGGUGGAGUCAUUACGCCCUUUAUCAACUUUAUGGGCUAUUUGCAUCCCGCUGUCCCUGCUGGCACAUUUGGAGGACUAGCUCUUAUUGCGGGCUUACUGACGAUUAUUCUACCCGAAACACUCAACAGACCACUGCCAGAGUCCCUGGAUGAAGGGGAACAAUUAAACAGGGUGUGGAAAAUGUACAAGCCUGUACCUACCAGCGAGCAAGAGGCCGACGACAAUAAUGACGAUGAUGAGCUAUACAAAAGAAAGAUGGCAUCGUUAAACAACGACACCAAUAGCACUUCUACGAUUUAAUUAACUGAUACGUCUUAAUUAAUAUCAAACAUACAUGACAUCUCAUGAAUUUGGUAACAUAUCAUGAAGUAAUAAUACAAUAAUGUUAUUGAUAACAUUAUAAAACCACACACGGAACUACAUCAAGAGAAUACAUGCGAAUGUGAAUUUCGUCAAAGCAAUACACAGUGUCUGAUUCGAUUUAACCUUGAAAGCAUGCCCGAUAUUGAUAUAAUAGAAUGACGAUGAUGAAAUGACGAUAAGAAAAGGACAGAUCAACACAAAUUGUCUUAGUAAAGUAGUUUGUAAGCGUAUUUUUACUCAAAUAAAACCGUAUAUA
Molecule: messenger RNA, 1882 nt
Organism: Owenia fusiformis
Lineage: Eukaryota; Metazoa; Annelida; Polychaeta; Sabellida; Oweniidae
Source: the annotation of a GenBank genome assembly